This is a messenger RNA of Linum trigynum, 3378 nucleotides long. Lineage: Eukaryota; Viridiplantae; Streptophyta; Magnoliopsida; Malpighiales; Linaceae. The record is from the annotation of a GenBank genome assembly.
CGGAUCGGGAAAUCGCCAGAAUCGACAAAGCAAGAAUACGAAAGCGAGAAUCGAAAACACGACACACGAUUUACGUGGUUCACUAACACGAUGUGUGUUAGCUACGUCCACGGGCGAGAGAGAGCCAGUUUCACUAUAUCGAGAAGAUUACAGAUUACAGAAGAGUAUGAGAAGUAUUUAUAGUACUUCUCCAUGUGGGUCUAAACCUAAUCCAAUCUGGCAAAGGAAACGGUUACAGACCAGGCCCAGAUUCCGAACCCAAAUAACAGCGAGACCCCCGAUUACCAGUCGUAGCGGCUGAUAGUCCGAUUCAAGUCACAUCAACAGUUCCUCUGCAAAAAUUUAAAACUUAUCUUUUGUUUAUGUAUUCUGGCUUGGUUUUGUUCCUCAGAUAUUGGCUCGGGCUGGUGAGCUGGUGAAACAUCAACCUUCACCCUUCAAGCAACUGAAGUCCUUCAGUUUGAUGUUCUCUAAGGAAUCUUUCAGUAUACCCUACCAGGUGAUCCAAUACUUUCUUGAAGGCUCUCUUAACGAAGAAAACAAGUGUGUUAUGAUUGACAAUGUACGUUACUGAAGCUAAACAGUAUUUCAUCUUGGCUUUUAAAUGAGUAGGAUUCAUUUAGUUUCACAUAAAGUCAGAUCUUGUGGUAUGAUAGAUACCACAAAUAGUUGAAUUCAAGUGAACAAUUAGCGGGUUGGCUCAGAACUUCAGUGCAAGAUUCUUACAUUUUUCCAUUUCAUUACAUUUAUGUCUGAGAGCAGUGGACUUCUGUUUAGUGUUGUUAAUGUUAAUGACAUUAACUUUUCGAUGAUAAGUUGUUUUCUUGUGUUAAUGCAAAGGACACGACCCCCAAAACAUGAGUUAGUGUGUGGUUCCUCGAUGCCAGUAGUAUUUCUGCAUCCAUCUGACUUCGAUCCAGUAGAAGCAUAGAAUCGGAGUUUAGAAGUGCUUGAUAUGAAUGAAUAGAGUCUCUUUCUUAUCUUUCUACUGCUGGUCUAGAGGUAGCUUGUUAUGUAGCCCUCGACGCUACUUCUCUUUUCAGUUAAGGUUCAACAUUUUGUUAUCAUGGAUAUAUAAAAUUGAUGUUUCCAUUUGGUUGCAAUUAUUAUUGAGAUUGAUGUUUCCAUUUGGUUGCACUUAUGUAAAAUUGAUGUUUCCAUUUUGUAAACCAAUUAAACAUUAACAAUAUUCUUUUGAAAAUUUACAAAUUAUUUGCUAAAAAUUUGCAAAUAAUUUUUGUACAUGUUAACAAACAUUUUGUAAUCCAAUUAAACUUUAAUAAAUAUUCAUUUGUAAAUUGUUUUUUACAAAUUUACAAACGUUUUGCUACACAUUCACAAAUUAUCGAUGUAUUUUGAUAUGCACACAAAAUUCAAAAUGUAGCAUAGACACGCUCAUAAUUUACAAGGGAUGAUUUUUAUUUUAUUUUAUUCAAGCGUAAUCUGUAUUAAUAUUUUAAAAAUUCGGAACGGCUGAGUGAGAAUUCCCGCGAGAGAAAUGGCGCAAGUUUUGAAUUUUGGAAUUUAGGCCGUACUAUGUCGCCCUAUUGCGUCCAGGGAUUCGAUUAACCCUUUGUUCUGGCGGGAAGAUUAUGAGCUCCUUCUCCCGCACGACUCAAUCUCACCACUGCACGCACUUCAACUGGUUAGGGUUUAGAAAAAGGACGGAAAAGAUAGCUCAAGCCAAACCCUAUCCGUCCGCCUGUUCAUCAUUUGUUGGAGGGAGAGCACAGCACAGCGCCGAAUCAAAUGGCUUCUUCACUUUCCUUGAAGCGUGGACGUUGCGAGAGCGACAGCGUGUCUUCCGCCCGAUUGUCGCCGGUGGUUGUGUUCUCUCCCGGCCCUGGUUGUACCGUCUCUUCCGAGUGGAUGAUCAGUUGGAAGGAGAUGCUGGAAGAUGCUCUGGAUGCUGUUGAAGUAAUCACCGUCCAGCAACUUUAUAGUUCCGGGGAACUUUCAAGACAAUAUGAUGCGGCGAGUUACCAUGGCUUUUGUGCGAGAAUGGCAGCGAGGAAAUACCCUGGACAUCCUCUGGUUUUGGCUGGGAGAUCUCUGGGUUCAAGACUAAGCUGCUUAGUGGAAGCUAAGGAGGGGGUUGAAGUUGCAGCGGUGAUAUGCUUGGGCUACCCCCUUGAGGGCAUGACCGGAGCAGUUGAGGAUGAUGAGGCACUGAUGCAAGUCAAAGCCCCCAUUAUAUUUGUUCAGGGUAGUAAAGAUGUGUUCUGCCCACUUGGAAAGUUGGAAGCCAUCCGCAAGAAGAUGAAUUGCUACAACGAGUUGCAUGUAGUUGAUGGAGGCAACCACUCGUUCAGGAUUGGAAAGCGACAUCUACUUGCCAAUCAGUUGACACAAGACGAAGUUGAAAUGAAAGCUGUUGGGGUUAUUGCUUCAUUCAUUUCGAGUUGUCUGAGAGGAGCAUCUCUUGGCCGUCAGGUUCAGCAGAUUCAAGUUGCUUCAACUCUUUUCCCAUUGAAUCACCACCAAAACAAAGAUGCAGGAAAUACUAGCUCAUCACUAUCACCUGUGGUUGUUUUUGCCCCUGGCUCUAGUGCUCCAUCUUCUUCUAGUUGGAUGUUCAGGUGGAAGGUGAUGCUCAAGAAUGCUCUGGAUGCUAUUGAAGUCAUCACCUUUGACUAUCCUUAUAUGAUUGGUGAAAAGAAGAGGGCUCCUCCAAAAGCUGAAAGACUGGUCCGGUUUCACAAGGAUAUUGUGAAACAGGCCACAGAGAAGUACCCUGGACAUCCUCUAAUCUUGGCUGGGAAAGCCAUGGGAGCAAGAGUGAGCUGCAUGGUGGCUGGUGAGGUGGACGUUGCAGCUUCAGUAGUAGUAUGCUUGGGGUACCCACUUAAGAGCCUAGUCCGAGCCACACUGAAUGAUUCACUGAUGCAACUUCUAGUCCCAGUCAUGUUUGUACAGGGUAGCAACGAUGUUUUCUGUCCAUUUGAUAUGCUGCAAUCGGUUCGCCAGAAGUUGAAAUGCCGGAGCAGGUUGCACGUCGUAGAUGGAGGGGACCAUUCUCUCAAGAUAUCGGUUGAGCAAAAGCUGGAAGAUGGCUCCACUCAACACGAAGCUGACAUGGAUGCUGUUGGCACCGUUGCUUCCUUCGUUUCCAGCUGCCUAACUCACAUGAAAUCACAAUAACGCGAUGUAAAUAUUUCACCACCUAGCUAGCUCUCUUUUGGUAUAUGUAUGUAGUAACAUGGGCAGGUUUCUGGGUGACCAUUUCCCGGGGGAAUCAGGAUGCAUAUAUAGUUAGGGAAUGUAACUGCAGUCAUAUUGAACAUUCCUGUAGCUAAUUUUGUGGUUAGUAUUGGGGAGGCCUCUAUGUGCCUGCCAUUUUCGAUCUUAUCAUGUGUUAACUAAAGCUCUUUAUGGAAU